AUGUCAAACGAUUUCUACGUGAGAUACUAUACGGGCCAUCAGGGCAAGCAUGGUCACGAGUUCUUCGAGUGGGAGCUCAGUCGAGGACGGCUCAGGUACGCAAACAACAGCAAUUACAGGAAUGACUCGCUUAUCAGAAAAGAGAUGUGGCUUUCGGACGCUCUGGUGGAUGAGUUCAAGCGGAUCAUCGAAGAGAGCGAGAUCAUCGCCGAAGACGACGAGAAAUGGCCAAAGAAGAAUGUCGUAGGCAGACAAGAGCUGGAAGUGAGACUGGGCAAUGAGCACAUCUCAUUCGAGACUGCCAAGAUUGGCUCACUGGUGGAUGUGCAGGACAGCGAAGACCCAGAAGGACUUCGAGUCAUGUAUUAUCUAGUGCAAGACCUAAAGUGUUUGGUUCAAUCGCUGCUCAGUCUCCACCUCAGGCUGAAGCCUAUCGGAUGA
This is a messenger RNA of Microstroma glucosiphilum, 441 nucleotides long. Its product is annotated as putative mago nashi protein. NCBI's taxonomy places the organism in Eukaryota, Fungi, Basidiomycota, Exobasidiomycetes, Microstromatales, Microstromataceae. The transcript has 6 exons. The record is from RefSeq and is a predicted model, not a curated record. The coding region runs from base 1 to 441 and encodes 146 amino acids. Gene Ontology annotation, biological process: RNA splicing. Gene Ontology annotation, cellular component: exon-exon junction complex; nucleus.